AUGUGUUCAAGAAGUGUAACAUUUAUUUCGAAAAAAUAUUUAUUAGUCAAUCGAUUUGGAUUUUCUAAUAUACACGCUCGGUGUUUCAGUGACGGAGAUAGUAAACCCAAACAAACUCCCUUGUAUAAUUUGCACCAAAAGUAUGGCGGCAAAGUGGUUGAUUUUGCAGGGUUCCUCUUACCAGUACAAUAUUCAGACUUGAGUGUGUCCGCAUCACAUUUGUUUACAAGAAAAAGUGCUUCUAUAUUUGAUGUUUCCCAUAUGUUACAAACUAAUGUGUACGGAAAGGAUUGCGUAUCUUGGUUUGAAUCAAUAUGCCCAGUCGACUUAAAAGGAAUGGCACAUGGAACCAGCUCGUUGACUGUGUUCCUAAAUAAAGAUGGCGGAAUUAUAGAUGAUCUUAUAGUAACAAAAGUCAAAGAAGACCAACUCUACAUUGUUUCAAAUGCUGGUCGUUUAGAAGUGGACACACAACAUAUGCUUGAAACUUCGGAAUUGUAUCGUAAGAAAGGCAAAGAUGUAAAAGUUAGUAUGUGGGAUGUGACACAAAGAGCUUUAAUAGCUGUGCAGGGGCCGAAAGCAGCGGCUGCUGUGCAAGCUAUUACGAAUUUACAAUUAGAGGAACUAACAUUUAUGACAUCCCGAAUUGGUUCGGUUGCGGGGGUUGAAUGUAGAGUAACUCGCUGUGGUUAUACCGGUGAAGACGGUGUAGAGAUUUCUAUUCCAGCAGAUAAAGCCGUUCAAGUAACCGAGGCUUUACUGGAGUCUACAGAUGUGAAACUCGCUGGGCUGGGAGCAAGAGAUUCCCUCCGCUUAGAGGCCGGAUUAUGUUUAUAUGGAAACGACAUCGACGAAACUGUUACUCCUGUUGAAGCUGCCUUGACUUGGUUAAUAUCUAAGAACCGUCGUCAAAGCGCUGAUUUUCCAGGAGCUGAUAUUAUAUUACGUCAAAUUAAAGAUGGCGUAAGCAAAAGGAGGGUCGGUAUAAGAAUGAUGGGGGGAGCACCGGCUCGUAAAGACGCGCUAUUGAAAGAUGUGACCGGAAAUGUCAUUGGCAAAGUGACAAGCGGCUGUCCGAGUCCCUCGCUUGGCGGGAACGUAGCAAUGGGAUAUGUUAAGGAAGAAUUGAAAAAAGUCGGAAACGAAUUACUUGUAAACAUCCGGGGAAAGGAUGUAGCUUGUAAUGUCGCGAAAAUGCCUUUUGUCCCCUCAAAAUAUUACAUAAAGAAAUAA
Messenger RNA from Danaus chrysippus (African queen), 1233 nucleotides. The record is from the annotation of a GenBank genome assembly. Lineage: Eukaryota; Metazoa; Arthropoda; Insecta; Lepidoptera; Nymphalidae.